AUGUGUGGACUGGCAGGCAAAGACGGCAGCGCUAAAGGUGGCGGCCUCCACCUCGUGGCGGCCGACAGACGGAGCUCGGCACGCCUCCCCGUCCCUCCUCCCCCAAGCCUCGUCAGUCUGGUCCGUCCACGCAUGAGCAACGAGGCCUUGUUUGUUGGAGGGCAACGGACGCUGGAGUGGGUGCCAGAUGGCAGCCUCCCUGCCUCGUCGCUGAAUUCAAGACCCCACCACACCCCGAACCUCGCUCAAGCUUUGUGCAGCUCACCACCCUCUUUCAGCGCGGCGUUGCCUUCCGGCUCAGGUCGUUGA
Molecule: messenger RNA, 309 nt
Organism: Purpureocillium takamizusanense
Lineage: Eukaryota; Fungi; Ascomycota; Sordariomycetes; Hypocreales; Ophiocordycipitaceae
Exons: 1
Coding region: 1-309 (102 amino acids)
Source: RefSeq, a predicted model, not a curated record